AUGAAUCAAAUGCCGCUGGGUUUUGCACCGCAACCGCCACGAAACCAUUUUCAAAGUGAAAGUUCUCAUCCUUUCAUUCCGACGACGACGACCACAACAGGCUCGACAUCAUUCCCACACUCGAACUUGGUGUCUACAUUGAAUGAUCAUCCUUCCUCAACGAUGCAUGCUCCUUCGAUACAUUAUUCGUCCACAUCGACAGCAAUUCCCUAUUAUCAUCAGCAACAACAAUUCCAUCAUUCCUUUCCUGUUGGGGUCUCUAGUCAAAAUAAUUGUGAAAUGAACCAUCCGACUCGAAAUCAUUAUGGAUAUUCUGUACAGUAUUAUUAUCCUCAACAAGGAACGUCUCAACAGCACCAACAUUUACACACCCAACCACCUUCGUGGUCAUCGUCCUCGACAGCUCUUGCUUAUCGAACGCCGACCACAACAGUCAUGCAUUCGGACCGAACAAAUCCACCACCGAAUUUAUCGAAUGCUCAACAAGUUGAAACAGUGAAUCAAGUUGUGAUGCCUUCUUCAAUUCAACAAUAUCAUUAUUCAAAGAUCCCACAAAUUCCAACUAAUUCUUCCUCACAACCACCAUCACAACCAAUGAACAACAUGGUUAAUAAUUAUCAUCAUGAAGCAAAGCCUGUGGUAGUAUUGAAUACUGAACCGAAUGUGAAAAAUGGAUAUUACAUGUCACAACAACCCAUUUCACAACCCAUUCCACAUACUACACCUUCAACAUGUAAUUUCACAACGAGCCAAUAUUCAACAGUCAGUAAUCAGCAACAAAAAAAGAACAAUACGAAUUCAGAUAGUGUGACACUCUCAAAAAUUAGUAACCAUUUCGUUCGCACAACACAAGCAUCCUCUGGUGUGUCAUCAACUCAACAACAACCUUAUCAAUCGAGCAUGACACAACGAUCCUCAAUUUCUCAACCUAUCAAUGACUAUGAUAGUACAGUUUCGAAAAGCUCGUUCAUGUCUCGAUUGAAAACAAUCAAACCUAUCAAGAAACCUGUGACAAAUACCCGUUCUGAGAUUGAUAAUCAUCAUAACGAAUACAUACGUUCUAUAUUUCAUGAAACAUUUAACAAGGUGGAUUAUCAUCAUCGUUCAUUGACUAGAAACAAGAGUGUGACACCUCAAUUAUGUGAAACUCUUCACAGAAACGCGUUAUUAAGAAAUUAUGAGGAAAAUCAAUCUUGUAGUCAACAACCACCACCACCAGUGAGUAGUAGUAGUAGUCAAAAUUCCCAAACUCAUCUGUCCAGCAUACGCUCUUCUAUACCAACUCCAAUGGUACCACAAAUUCCAUCUCAAUCCAUCUCCAUCGAAACUCCACAAGCGGCAAUAUCAUAUUCAGAGAGACAAGUACCCAUAUCACAAGCGACAAUAUCAUAUUCAGAGAGACCCAAAGUACAUCAAAUGUCCAAUGUUCAAACAAUGUUGACUCACAAUUCUGUUCAGCAACAAUUGAAAUCCGUGUCACCACUCCCAUCUCAAGCAGUAACAACAACCACCGAGUCAGGAACAUUUCACAACAUUUUUGUGGAUUCACAACGAAAUGCUAUCCAUGACCUUAAUACUAGUUCACAACGAAAUACUCAAACUGGACACCUUAAUUCAUCAUCUUCUGUCCAUAGCACCUCCUUUAAUCAUCAACCAGUGAACAACACCAUCAACAACAACAUCCAUCACACUGACCUUUCUAGUGCUCUCAUGAAUCAUUCUCAAAUGUCCAAUACUUGUUUUAGAAAACCAAAUCAUCGUCUCUCUCAGCAACAUCUCAUGGCCCCACCACCUUCACCACUCAUUUCUAGGUCCUUUUCCUCAACGAACAACUUGAUGAUUGCAACAACUAGUAUCACUCCACAUGCAUCACCGAAAGAACAAGUGAUGAUCACAAAUUCUUCUCAACUUUUAUCCGUGUCACCUUAUCCCUCUUCGAAUGAAAUAAUUGUUUUUAAUUCUUCUCCUCAAACACCGAAAACGAUUCAUUCCACUCAGCAUCAAGUUCACAACAUGGACUCGUUAUCAUCUCAUCAAUUGCAACAGAAAACUCCUCUUCAACCCAUUCCACUCAAUUUCCAAUCCAUUAUUCCAGGAUCCUUGUCACCUUCUCCUCCAAAACAAUCGUUCUCUCCUACUGUGAGUGGUGGAACUAUUGAGGAUCAAAGAAUUCGUCAUUCUCAAAGAAUAUCGUCGCCUGCUGUCACAAGUCAGCAAGUCGAUUCACACAACCAGGUUCAACAUGAACAACACUAUUCAACCAUUAUGAUUCCUACUCCUCCAUUGACCACCACGACGACUGUCUUGCCACAAGAAUAUGGUAUGAUUGAAAACACUGUUUCAGGAAUGGAACAUUUUCAUCAGCAUGCUCAACGACAUCAUUCAAUGAUCAAUGACAAUAUUAAGGCCACAUUGGAAACGUGUCCCAACACUUUCAAUCAUGCCACUACUACUACUCGUAAUGGUGUGGAGUUGAAUAAUGCUACUACUACUACUCGUCAUGGUAUAGAGUCGAAUUCACAGUUGAAUCAAGCUCGAGAUGCGACAUGUCAUCCCAACUUUUCAUCCACUUGUGUGACACUCUCAUCGAAUGGUAUCAUUGCACAACAACAGCCAAUGGAUCAAGUUGGAUCUUGUCGUCUUUUGAAUCAUGCACUUCCAUCAUCCAUUUCAACCAUGCCAGCGUGUGAAAUGAAUCAUGAAAUUUCGAACACUCAUACUCGUGCAAGUGACAUGCAUGACCUACCUUCAUCGUCAUUACUCGUAGCAUCACAACAAAUACCUUUAAAUUCUGAAAGAUUAUCGACAUUUGUUGAACUUGAAUCGAGAAUGAGUCAUCCACCUGUUGAAAAUCAUCACACCACUACCAAUACUAGUACUACAAGAUUACAGAUGAAUUCCAAUCGAAUUUGUGAUGGUUCUUUCACACCACCAAUUCCUGAUGAACAAGAUGUGCAAGUCAUUUCUGACACAAAUAGUCAAGACGAACAAGAUUAUGGUGAAUUGUUCUUCAAGAAUGAAAAAUAUAGACAAGCAUUAAGAUUGGAAUUGAGGGAAUUAAGAACACUUGUACAUGGCAUUUCAGAAAAUUCUACAAGGAAUCUUUCCAUUUCCAAAAAUUACAAGAAUCGAGCUUAUCGAUCCAGUUGGAUCAACAAGACCAAAGAAGGACCUGUAAUUUUUCUCAAAAGAGAUGGUCAUUAUUUGAAAAGGUGUAAAUGGAUCAAACAAUUGCAAAGAAGAACAUUGGAUUCUGGAAAUGGUAACUCUUCAAAAUUGUUGACAGCAGCAACAUCCUCAACAACACCUUCGACACCAGUUCAUUCCAAGUCACGACAGUCAUUUCAUCAUCAUGGAAAACGACCGAAUUCAGAAUUCUCUACGACCACACCUUUGCCUUCACCCAUGGUGAGUCCAAUUGUUGCCAAUGCCUCUGCUGUACAACGAUUGAGUCUUCACGAUAUGGAUGGUGAUGAAGAUGUCCCUCUUUUAAACCAGUUAACGAGAUUGGAUAAUCCAAACACAACGGACUCUUGGGUUGAAUUUGAUUUAUUAUUGGAGGUACCUGAUGGUUCAUCAACAUCGACUCCAUCCAAACAACAGAAAAAACCCAAUAAUGAAUUGUCUGACAUGUUGAAAGGUUAUUUCUAA
This is a messenger RNA of Naegleria lovaniensis, 3651 nucleotides long. RefSeq lists its product as uncharacterized. The record is from RefSeq and is a predicted model, not a curated record. The transcript has a single exon. Lineage: Eukaryota; Heterolobosea; Eutetramitea; Acrasida; Naegleriidae. Bases 1 to 3651 code for a protein of 1216 amino acids.